GACUAUAACUACCAGUACUAGGCGGCGCCGUAGGCUGGCUGCCCAUCUAGACCAUCGGCGGCGAACUCUCUCCCUCCAGGCCUCCAUUGACAACCACAACCAACGUAACGAUGGAGCUCAAGUCCAGGGCCGCCGCGUGCGCGCUCCUGCUCGUGCUGCUCGUCCUCACCCACGGCGGCGGCAACGUCAGGGCCGGCGGCGGGGUGGUGGCGGCGGAGGCGCGCGUGUGCUCGGGGAAGAGCCAGCACCGCUCCUUCCCCUGCAUCUCCGACCGCCUCUGCACCCGCAACUGCGUCAACGAGGGCGGCGGCUGGACCGCCGGCUACUGUCACCGGAGGUUCUGCACCUGCCAGAAGGCCUGCUGAUCGCCGGCCGGCCGGCUGGACGGCGGCGAUCGAUCGAUCGAUCGGUCAGCUCGUUCGCUUCGCCGCACGUGCGCUGCGCUCUGCUUUGUCAGUGCAGUAUCAUGCACACGCAUGGCGCAUGUCGCGAUGUAAUAAUGAUAUGAUAUACUACUACAGCAGUAAUAAGAGCAGGACGGGCGGCGCACAAGUGUGUGCACGCGUGCAAUGACCAAAUGUUCUACCCAUCAAAAUAAAUUAUUUUCAGAAAAAAAA
Molecule: messenger RNA, 617 nt
Organism: Panicum virgatum (switchgrass)
Lineage: Eukaryota; Viridiplantae; Streptophyta; Magnoliopsida; Poales; Poaceae
Product: defensin-like protein 2
Exons: 2
Coding region: 111-365 (84 amino acids)
Biological process (GO): defense response
Source: RefSeq, a predicted model, not a curated record